Molecule: messenger RNA, 1365 nt
Organism: Hypoxylon trugodes
Lineage: Eukaryota; Fungi; Ascomycota; Sordariomycetes; Xylariales; Hypoxylaceae
Product: terpenoid synthase
Exons: 8
Coding region: 115-1167 (350 amino acids)
Source: RefSeq, a predicted model, not a curated record
GAUUUUCAGUAUAAAUGUCGGUGCCCUUCGUGGAUUGUAUGAACAUGAACCUAGAUAUCUCCAUCAACGCGUUCCUACCGCCUUGCGAGAACAUUCUCUAUUAUAUUUGCAAGUAUGUCUAGUCACAGCGAAAAAGAACUUCUAGCGAAGAGGCUCAAAGGCCAAAAACUCGUUAUCCCAGACAUACGCCCGAUUUUCGCACAUUGGCCAUCCCGAGUGAACGAGAACUACCAAGAGGUAAAAGAAGAGGUUGACAAUCGGCUUGCUGCACAAUCUAUGAAGGAGGAAGCCCGCAGAGCAUUCAAUGAUAUGAACCCAGCUUUGCUGACAGCAUCAUGGUGGCCAACUACUCCGAAGGAUCACUAUCGAGUCCUAAUAGACUUAAUUAUCUGGUUCGCCUAUUGGGAUGAUCUCGUCGAGAAGCUCACCCCUGACCCGGAAGCUUCCGAAGGACUUCGUGGUGAUACAAAGGUUCUCGUACGCCAGUCGCUCGGCUUAGCAGGACCAGAGGAGAAAAUGGCCAUAACCAACCCUCUAAUUCUCGGGUUCAGGGGCAUCGGCGAGGAAGUAUGCAAGGUUUACGAUGAAGAGCAGCGAAGAACCGUGUUAGCCCACUUCGAAGAAUACAUUGAUUCGACGGUCCUUGAGGCAGAGGCGAACCGGAGCGACAAGUUGCCCAGCCUCAAGAGAUACUGGGAGGUGAGGAUAUUGACGAGUGGCAUGGGUGCAUUACUCGCCGUCACUGAGUUUGCUACUCAAGCCAAGUUACCCCCCAAAUUGGUCAACUCAGCGGUAUUUGAGACCCUUUGGGUGACCACUAUUAUCAUCAACUCGAUUGUAAAUGACUUGGUAUCAUUCAAGAAAGAGAUGAAAGCAGGGAGUGUGCUGAGCUCCAUUGCCAUACUCUACGCCCAAGUGGAUAACCUUGACGCGGCGGUGCAAAUGUCACUCGCCCACCUCAAAAUCCUCGUUGGCGAGUUUGAUCGCGCGGCCGACACGUUAUUAUCGAAGUUUCCUAUGGGCCCCGAUGAGGUCGAUUCCGUCUCGAAAGCCAUCGAUGCCCUUCGGAUGAUCAAUACCGGGAACUUGGAGUGGAGCUUACAGGCGAGGCGGUAUGGUGUCUGCGACUUCAUAACAGAUGCUGGACAGAUUGAGCUGGUUCUAUGAUUGUCAAGUAUUUCGUUAUCUGUUUGGUACCUGGAGUUCUGAGCAAAACUCAACCUGGUUUACUAAGCAUUAUUGCAGACCAACGCGUUUGAAUAGCUUAAGAAAUAUUAGAUGUUCGUUUUUUUCCCCUUACAUAGGUGUAUUCUUCAUGUCUUCACAACAUGUAGUUACCCAGGUAGAAUCAUGCUUUUAGUCUCC